AUGUUUAAAGAGACAUUCCAAAGUGGCAGAGCUGUUGAAAUUUUGAAUCCUAAAGACAAAAAUUUGAAGCUCGGCAAAUCAUAUCAGCCAUUUUACGACCAAUCUGCAAAGUCUUACAUUUUCAGUUUAGAAACUCAUCUAUCAAAAAUUGCAUUCCCUUCAAAUGAUAUAGACAAGCUCGGAUUGCUCCAGCAAUACCUUGUGAUGCAAGUUUUCAUCCCUGGCUCUCACAACUUUUCAUUUGAGCUACGCAUAACUGAUAGAGCCAAUGCAAAACGUAGAAUUCUGUUUACAACAGCCUGUAAAGAUCUUACAGUAAAUCCAUUGAAUGCAAGAAUCCCAACUGACAUUCAAAAAAAUAAAUGAAUAAAUUGGUUAAUGAAAAUACUAUUUAUUUACUAUUAAUUUUAUAGAAAAAAAGCAGCUUUUUAUGCUACCAGAAUAAAUCUGUGUGUGGAUAUUGAAAGUUUUGUUAAUUUAUGCUUUGGUAAUGCAGGGCAUAGAUCUUUAGAUGGGUUAACUAUUUUUGCGUAUUGCAAAUUAAGAAACGUAUUUACGAUAAGAAGCCCGAUUUUUGAUGCUGAAAGUAAAGCUACAGGAUAUGAACCGCUUCCAAAACAUUUAGAGUUUAUGACAAAUGUGGACUUUCAAAAUUUAUUGCUGACUUCUGAAAGAAUUCCAAAAAAAAUAGACGGAAAAAAUAUUACGACUACUGAACCUUUUAUAUCAGGAAACAUCAGUAUGGGGAAGCUUGGAAACAGGACUGCGUCGCCAUGAAAUCGAAGCUCAAUCAUAACACCGCUAGUAAGGCCUCACAAAUCAGCACCUUUAAGCCGAAAAAAUAUCAACCUUCCGCCAAGACCUCAAAAAUUAGGAACUUGUGGAGUUACCCCAAGAGCAAAAAAAUUAUCCGUAGGAGAAUUCGAAGUGCCAGACAACAGCUUAAAAUCCCAAAUAAGAAUCCGAACAGGAAAAACCGUUACUCCUCCUAAGCCGAAAUCGCUUAUAUCAAGUGGUGGGAAUACUCCUAGAAAGCCGCCACUAGAGCUAAAGCCACCAAAGCCAAUAGAAAAGCCUGUCGAAAUAAACCUCUAUUCUAAAUUCCAAAGCCAUGGUAAAAAGAAUGAAGAAGGCGAAGAGGUUGAAGAAGAAAUUUUAACUGAAAGCAUUGAAUAUGAUGGAAAAGAAGAUGGGUCUUUGACAAAAACGCCUAAUAAAAUGCCGCUUUCGUUUAAUGGAAAAUCGGAAACAGAAACUAGAGAAAUCAAUUUGCCAAAACCUUUUUAUUUCGAGAAAGGAAUGUGGGAUGCACUUCAGCAUAGACAGUUUUCUCCACCUUUAGUGGAGGAAGAUAAUUCUGAUAGAAAAUCAGAAGAAUUGAAAGAGUUAGUAUAUGAUAGUGUUUUAAAGUGCUUUUAUAGCCCUGCGACACAGGAAUAUUAUAAUGUUCGCUAA
Molecule: messenger RNA, 1455 nt
Organism: Blepharisma stoltei
Lineage: Eukaryota; Ciliophora; Heterotrichea; Heterotrichida; Blepharismidae
Source: the annotation of a GenBank genome assembly